Candida tropicalis MYA-3404 is the source of this 1470-nucleotide messenger RNA. Its product is annotated as cleavage polyadenylation factor subunit. Gene Ontology annotation, molecular function: polynucleotide 5'-hydroxyl-kinase activity. The record is from RefSeq and is a predicted model, not a curated record. Gene Ontology annotation, biological process: tRNA splicing, via endonucleolytic cleavage and ligation. Gene Ontology annotation, cellular component: nucleus; mRNA cleavage factor complex. NCBI's taxonomy places the organism in Eukaryota, Fungi, Ascomycota, Pichiomycetes, Serinales, Debaryomycetaceae. The transcript has a single exon. The coding region runs from base 1 to 1470 and encodes 489 amino acids.
AUGUCGAUACCGGGAUUUGGAAAUAUUGAUCAAGUUAAUGAUGAGAUUUUAGAUAUAAGUAUAACCAUUCCUGAAGGAAAUGAAUGGCGUAUUGAAAUCCCAUUUAAUAAAAUUCUUAAAUUCAAAGUUGUUUCAGGACUUGUUGAAAUCAAUGGUACUGAACUUUCAAAUAAUAUAGAUAUUCAAUUAUCUGGUUGCAAAACAUUCUUAUACUCACCAGUUUCUGAUUCUACUAUUGAAUAUUCAUUAAUCGAUAAUAAAGAUGACUUAUCAUUGGUGUCUUCAUCUGAUGAUGGAUUUAUUGAAUACCUAAGUGAUGAAUCAAAUAUGAAUUCAAUUUUAAAUUUACAUAUGUAUCUUGAAAGUAAAAGACAAUUUGUUAAAGAUUAUAAUUUUUCAAGUUCAAUAGAUCAACAACAAAAUGGUCCAAGAGUAUUAAUAAUUGGUUCAAAAUCAUCUGGUAAAACAUCAAUACUGAAAACUUUAGUUUCUUAUGCCAAUAAAAUGAAUAAUACUCCAAUAUUAAUUAAUUUACAACCUCGUGAUGGUGUAUUUGCAUUACCUGGAUCAUUAACAGCUACUCCAAUAAGUGAUUUUUUUGAUAUUGAAAGUUGUAAUGGUUAUGGUUUUACUACUACAAGUGGUACUUUAUCACAUAAUCCAAAACAACCGAUAGUAAAAAAUUUUGGAAUGGUUGAUUUUAAAGAUAAUUUGGAAUUGUAUAAAUUAAUGAUUGAGAAAUUAGGUAUCACUGUAUUAUCAAGAUUAGAGCAAGAUUUGAAUAUUAAAAAUAGUGGGAUUGUUAUUGAUACACCAGCUUUAAAUCUGAAGAAUUUUGAUGUAAUUGAAAGUAUAGUUUCAAAUUUUUUAAUUGAUAAUAUCGUUGUUGUUGGUAAUGAAAGAUUAGCAAUUGAAUUAACUAAGAAAUUUGCUCAUAAAUUAAAUCAGUUGAAUAUUAUUAAAUUGAAUAAGCUGUCAGGUUGUGUUGAAGUUGAUGAAAAAUUUAUACGUUUCCAACAAGAACAAACAAUUAAAGAAUAUUUUAAUGGUAAUUUUAAAACCAGGUUAUCACCUUUUAAAACAGAUAUAGAAUUCCAAGGAUUGAAGAUUUAUAAGAAUAUUCUAACUCAAGAUUUAAUCUCGCAAAUGGCUUUCCUUCCAGCUGGGGAUGAUUUUGAAAGAGAUGAAAAUAGUAAAGAAGAAGAUGAAGAUGAUAAAGAAUUGGCUAAAUAUUAUAAAAUAUUUGAUGAACCAAAUAGUUCUAACUUGGAUAAUUCAAUUAUUGCCAUUACACAUUUAUCAAAUAAUGAUAAGAAAAUUGGAAGAGAUUUAUUAAACACCAGUGUUAUGGGUUAUGUUCAUGUAAGUAAAUUUGAUGAUGAUAAAAAACGAUUGAAAAUUUUAUUGCCUUUCCCUGGUGCAUUCCCUAAAAAUGUAUUAAUAUCUACAAAUAUAGGAUAUAGCGAGUAG